Messenger RNA from Xyrichtys novacula (pearly razorfish), 785 nucleotides. NCBI's taxonomy places the organism in Eukaryota, Metazoa, Chordata, Actinopteri, Labriformes, Labridae. The record is from the annotation of a GenBank genome assembly.
AUGCGGGGGGCGAAAAGAGGAGCUGAGCGCGUAAGCCUCCUACUGCCAGUACACAGCCUCUCCACCAUCAAGACCCAUGCAGUGCCUCCCAGCGGCCACACACGGUAACUGGGACUAUGCAGUCCCAGGCUAAACUGUAGGGGAUCAGGGAGCAGCAGUGGGGCCCAUAGACACAGUGUGCAGGCCCACCGGCAAGUGGACACGCCCUGGCAUCAGUCAACCAUUGAUGGGCAGCCGGGGCUCACAGCCUUGGAUGGCAACCCGUCUAGGAGAAGGACACUCUGAACUAAAACUGGGACUGCAAGGAAUUGCGCCCCACAGUCUGCUAUCAGCAUAGUAAAGCCAACCAUGGAGAACAAAGUUUUGCCAAAACCUAAACUUCCAGCGGCGGGAAUCCGCAGCGGACGGCGGUGCUGGUCCUCCUUCUGGAGGACACCAUGAUGACAGUACCUCAAACCCUGGGAGUGUCCCAGGGAGGGUCCUGUCUGAUCACAGCACCCUGUCCAUGCAUUCAUGCGCUGUCAGAGACCAUUUGUUAUCGGAACCUUCAACGCAUGCACAGCGAGAGAAGAAGCGAGGCCCAGGCCACAACAGGCGAUGUAGGGUUAAUGCUGGGCCCCCAGGCGCGCAAGGCUCUUCGUUGGGUUUACCACCACACCGACAGGAUUCUGAGCACUGAGUUCUCGGGCAACCCAGUAACAGCAGUCAUAGUCGUGUACUCAUUCACCAACGCAGCAUCAUCUGAGCAGGUGGAGAGUGUGUGGACCCAAAAGCAGAGGAUGUGA